Molecule: messenger RNA, 517 nt
Organism: Paramecium pentaurelia
Lineage: Eukaryota; Ciliophora; Oligohymenophorea; Peniculida; Parameciidae
Source: the annotation of a GenBank genome assembly
UAUGUAUCACUAUUUUGUGGUUGUAGGAGGAAUGAUUCUUGGUUUAAUAGUAUUGGCUGUGUUGAAUAAGAAUGAAUCUCAAAAAAAAAAAGUAAAAAUUGAUGAUUAAGAUGAACAAACUAAGUUAAAAGAAUAAAAUUAAUAUGAAAAAUAAGAAUCAAACAAAUUUGAACCAUAAAAUACUAAAGAUGAUAUGGAAGCUUUAAGGUAAAGGAAAAUAGAAUCAGAUGAAAGAAAAAAUAAAAUAUUUAAGAAUCUAUCAGUUGAAGAUAGAUAAUUAGUUGAAGAAUAUUUUAAAAAAUAAGCAAAACAAUAUAUAUCUGGUGAGGUUAAUCCUGCUGAUAGAAGAGCAGCUAAAUUAAUAUAGAUUAUUAAAUUUUCUCUUUAUGUACUAUUUGGAUUGGCAGUGUACAUAAGUUUAACAAUUGCUUUUAAUACUACAUCACCUUUAAUGAUUAUAGAAAAUUUAAAACAUUUAGUAAGAACAUUUUUAUCGCAAUUAUUUGCAAAACACUGA